This is a messenger RNA of Oryza sativa Japonica Group (Japanese rice), 3568 nucleotides long. Lineage: Eukaryota; Viridiplantae; Streptophyta; Magnoliopsida; Poales; Poaceae. The record is from RefSeq and is a predicted model, not a curated record.
GAUUCAGAUUAAUGGCACGGAUGCGCGAUGAGAUUCAGAUAUUCUCGCAAGGAAAAUCAUCAGGAUGCCGUUGAUUGACAGUUGGCGCUGAACUGGGUUCACUCUCCUCCCGCCAAAUCCCGUCCACCCGCUGCCGCCCAUCCGUAUCCCGAAACCCCAUCGCCUCCGCUCCCCUCCGCGCCAUCGUCGUAGGCUAGUAGCUCUCCCUGGUCGGCGGCGAUGGACGCCACCGGCCGCGGGGUUUUCCCCAACAAGCCCGCCCUCCCUGCCGGCCCCAAGAAGCGCCCCCCUCCGCACACGGUGCUCCUGCCGGCCACGCCGCCGCCGCCGCCGUCGCGCUCCUCGCUCCCGCUCGACUCGCUUCUCCUCCACCUCACCGCGGCCCCGCCGCCGCCGCAGCCGCCGGCCACGCGCCGGCCGCAUCCCACCCCGACCCCGCCGCACUCCUUCCUCUCCCCCGCCGCGCAGUCCCUCGUGGCCGCUAUCUCCUCGCAGCCGCUCCCCUCGCUCCCGGCUUUCCUCUCCUCCCGCCGUGACGAGCUGCUGCGCUCUGACCUCCCCUCCCUCCUCAAGGCGCUCGAGCUCUCUGGCCACUGGGAGUGGGCUCUCGCGCUCCUCCGCUGGGCCAGCGACGAGGGCGCCGCCGAUGCCGCGGCGCUCGAGAUGGUCGUCCGCGCGCUCGGCCGCGAGGGCCAGCACGACGUCGUCUGCGACCUGCUCGACGAAAUGCCGCUCCCGCCCGGAUCACGCCUGGACGUCCGCGCCUACACCACGGUGCUUCACGCGCUCUCCCGCGCGGGCCGGUACGAGCGCGCGCUCCAGCUGUUCGCCGAGCUCCGGCGCCAGGGGGUGGUGCCCACGAUCGUCACCUACAACGUCGUGCUCGACGUGUACGGCCGGAUGGGGCGCUCGUGGCCGCGUAUCGUCGCUCUACUGGAGGAGAUGCGUGCCGCCGGCGUCGAGCCCGACGACUUCACUGCCAGCACAGUGAUCGCGGCAUGCGGCCGUGAUGGCCUCCUUGAUCAGGCGGUCGCCUUCUUUGAGGACCUCAAGGCCCGUGGCCACGUCCCGUGCGUUGUCACAUACAAUGCACUCCUGCAAGUGUUUGGCAAGGCCGGGAACUACACUGAGGCGCUGCGGGUGCUCAAGGAAAUGGAGGAUAGUGGCUGCCAGCCGGAUGCCGUCACAUACAAUGAGCUCGCCGGGACAUAUGCCAGGGCUGGGUUCUUUGAGGAGGCUGCCAAGUGCCUUGACACAAUGACCAGCAAGGGAUUAUUGCCUAACACAUUCACGUACAAUACUGUCAUGACGGCAUACGCGAAUGUCGGUAGGGUGGAUGAAGCACUAGCUCUGUUUGAUCGAAUGAAGAAGAAUGGGUAUGUUCCGAAUGUGAACACCUACAAUCUUAUCUUUGGUAUGCUGGGGAAGAAAUCAAGGUUCACCGCGAUGCUGGAGAUGCUUGAGGAGAUGUCAAGGAGUGGAUGCACACCGAAUCGGGUCACCUGGAACACGAUGUUGGCCGUCUGUGGGAAGCGGGGUAUGGAGGACUAUGUCACCAGGGUACUCAACGGGAUGAAAUCUUGUGGGGUUGAGCUGAGCCGAGAUACCUACAACACACUGAUAUCUGCCUAUGGUCGAUGUGGUUCGAGGACCUAUGCUUUUAAGAUGUAUGAUGAAAUGAUCAGUUCUGGCUUCACCCCUUGCCUCACCACAUACAAUGCUUUGCUGAAUGUGCUGUCAAGACAAGGUGAUUGGUCCACUGCUCAGUCCAUAGUAAGCAAAAUGCUGAAGAAUGGUUUCAAGCCGAAUGAUCAGUCAUAUUCACUACUGCUCCAGUGCUAUGCAAAGGGUGGCAAUGCAGCUGGGAUAGAGUCUAUCGAGAAAGAAGUUUAUGUCGGUACAAUUUUUCCUAGUUGGGUUAUCUUGCGGACACUUGUGAUCGCAAACUUCAAGUGCCGUAGAUUAGAAGGGGUUGAGAAGGCAUUUCAAGAGGUAAAGGCACAGGGUUACAAGCCUGAUCUUGUCAUAUUCAACUCCAUGCUUGCAAUGUAUGCAAAGAAUGGAUUAUAUAGCAAGGCCACAGAGAUGUUCGAUUCAAUAAAGCAGAGUGGGCUGAGCCCUGAUCUAAUCACUUACAACAGCUUAAUGGACAUGUAUGCCAAGUCCAAUGAGUCUUGGGAAGCUGAGAAAAUACUUAAACAGCUCAAAAGUUCUCAGGUGAAGCCUGACGUUGUGUCAUAUAACACCGUCAUAAACGGAUUCUGCAAGCAAGGUCUGAUCAAAGAAGCUCAGAGGAUCCUAUCUGAGAUGAUUGCUGAUGGCAUGGCUCCAUGUGUUGUAACCUAUCACACACUAGUUGGAGGAUACGCCAGCCUGGAGAUGUUUAAUGAGGCAAGAGAGGUUGUCAACUACAUGAUUCACCACAACUUGAAGCCUAUGGAGCUGACAUACAGGAGAGUAGUCGACAGUUACUGCAAAGCCAAGCGGUAUGAUGAGGCCCGUGAGUUCCUGUCUGAAAUUUCAGAUACUGACCAAAAUUUUGAUCAGAAGUUGCAGCACAUGCUUGAAGCCCGUAUAAAGGAUGCUCAAUUUGGAAGAUAAGCUACUAUGCCAACGUGUAUCAUCUUAUGUCAUUUUUAUCUUUGUGUGCUCUUCAAGGAUAUGGAGUUUCCAAGUUUUGAUAGGGAAGUCAGUGUAGUAUUACUUGUGAAGAGCCUGCAUUUGCCAUGGGUGGCACGCUACUGCACCAAAUGGUGCCGCACAACGUCAAAUUAAAUGGAUUUUCCUCUCAUCUUCAACAGGUGUACAGUGUACUUCUGAAGUCACAUUCGCGGUGCCUAAGUACAGAAUCUGGUAGAUUGUCCGAUUGUUUUGAAGAGUCAAGAUUGAUUUGAUCUAGUGCAACUUAAUCGAUGGUGUUCUCUCCCUACAAUCUCCUGCUUUUCCAUGCAUCGUGUUUUGUUGGGCUGAAUCAGUUGUUCAACAUUGAGAUAGAUAAGUUACUUUGAAUCCACUGAUCUGUUUUGUUCAGAAAAGAAUCCACUGCAAUCUCAAAUAUUAUGUUUCCACUUAAAUGCACUGUAUUUUAUUCUCUAUCUAUUCCAAAGUCCAAACUGUUUUCGGAGCUAGUACCGUUAUCUUUUCAGGUUAACAAGCCAACUAUCCCACUAGGAGCUGGAGCUGGAGCUGCACUUGUAUCAGCCUUUGCUACUAUGACUGCAUUGCGUCACCGCAGAGCUUUGGCCGUAGAUAGUUAUUGGAUUGGAGCGUGGCUCUUUUUAUUACCAUUAUUCUGGGAACCACAUAUUCGAUCAAUGUAGAUGGAUGCAAAGACCACGGAUAGAAGAUCAGAUCCUGAUGAUAGUCCAGCAGUCCCGGUAGAAACAAAUUAGAGGUCUUGCAAUGCCACAAAUAUUGAAGGUUGGGAAAAGCCAAAGAUGAGGAAAAAACGUUCUGCUAUUAUGGCAGACAAACAUAUUCUAUCAUCCCUUCAUGUUUUAUUGUGUUGAUUCUCUGUUAACUCGGACCUUUAUUCUGCUUGAGUUUAUGUUAUGAACAACCUGACCUA